AUGCCUGUGAAUCUGUUGGAGGAUUGGUGCAAGGGGAUGGACCUGGACCCCAGGAAGGCCCUGCUGAUCGUGGGCAUCCCUGUGGAGUGUAGUGAAGAGGAAAUUAAAGAGACCCUGAAGGCGGGCUUACAGCCCCUGUGUGCCUACAGUGUGCUGGGCAGAAUGUUCAGAAGGGAAGACAGCUCUAAGGCAGUUCUCAUUGAAUUGGCCGACAGGGUCAAUUACGCUACGGUGCCGAGUCAGAUCCCAGGAAAGGGAGGUGUCUGGGAAGUGGUGGUGAAACCCCGUAGCCCAGAUGAUGAACUUAUCAACAGACUGAAGUGCUUCCUGAAAGACGAGGGCCGGAGAAUGGUAGAUGUGGUCAAAACCCUGGGGUAUAGCACUCGCCCUGACGAGGUACAGCCAAAAGGCUUGGCUCAAGUCAGGCCACCAGACCUGCAGCCUCUGCAAGAAAGCAUGUGGUACCGAAAACUGAAGGUGUUUUCGGGAAGCGCUUCCCCAGGCCCAGGCGAAGAGAACUUUGAAGCCUGGCUAGAGCAGGUGACUGAGAUGAUGCAGAUGUGGCAGGUGUCUGACGUAGAGAAGCAGCGGCGUUUGCUGGAAAGCUUGCACGGCCCCGCCCUGUCCAUCAUGCGGGUGCUCCGGGCCAACAGUGACUCCAUGACCGUGGAACAGUGCCUGGACGCCCUGAAGCAGAUCUUCGGGAAUAAAGAGGACUAUAGAACCUCACAUUUUAAGUUUUUCCAGACCUCGCAGAAGCCCGGAGAGAAAGUCUCUGCCUUCUUGCUACGGUUAGAGCCCGUGCUGCAGAACGCGGUGCGGCACAGCCCCUUGUCAGUGAGAAGCGCAGACAUGAUUCGCCUGAAAUACAUCCUAGCCCAGGCCUCCCUGAGCACCGGCCUCCAGGGCAAGCUCAGGCUCCUGGGUCAGCGAGGCUGUGCGCCCACCUUCCUGGAGUUGAUGAAGCUCAUUCGAGACGAGGAGGAGUGGGACGCCGCCGAGGCAGUGACCAGGGGAAAGCAGAGGCAGGUAGGAGGGGGCCACAGGGCCUCUGGCACCCAGGUAGUGGCAGAAACCAGUGGCCCAGUCCCUCCGGUCAUGGUGCGGGCAGGGCUGUUCCGUGACAGCAGCACUCAGACCGUCCAGGAAGGCGCUACCCUGUCUCUGAAGCGCAGGCAGGUGCCGUGCAGCUGCGGGACUGGGGAGGAAGGCCACAGCCAGGCAGCGUGUCCUAGGGCCGAGGACCAACCCCCGGCAAAGCAGGAGCCUCAGCCUGCAGCAGAAGAGUUGGGAAACGAGACGUGGGCUGGGGCCGUGAGCCACCCCAAGCCCUAG
This is a messenger RNA of Lipotes vexillifer (Yangtze River dolphin), 1335 nucleotides long. Its product is annotated as paraneoplastic antigen-like protein 5. The transcript has a single exon. Lineage: Eukaryota; Metazoa; Chordata; Mammalia; Artiodactyla; Lipotidae. The record is from RefSeq and is a predicted model, not a curated record. Bases 1 to 1335 code for a protein of 444 amino acids.